Molecule: messenger RNA, 4460 nt
Organism: Lates calcarifer (barramundi perch)
Lineage: Eukaryota; Metazoa; Chordata; Actinopteri; Centropomidae
Product: P2Y purinoceptor 3
Exons: 4
Coding region: 836-1945 (369 amino acids)
Biological process (GO): phospholipase C-activating G protein-coupled receptor signaling pathway; cellular response to pyrimidine ribonucleotide
Cellular component (GO): plasma membrane
Molecular function (GO): G protein-coupled UDP receptor activity; G protein-coupled UTP receptor activity; G protein-coupled ADP receptor activity
Source: RefSeq, a predicted model, not a curated record
CACAGAGCUCCUGUCUGAGGCGACUGCCAACAUUUUGCAAACAACUGUAAAGAGACAUGAGAUGACCACCAAGAGAUGCAAAAUGACUGCAAAGAGAUGGAAAACAACCAUAUCCAGAUGCAAAACUACAAGAAAGAGACAUAAAACAAUCACUUACAGAUGCCAGAAAGAAAGAAAUGCUGCCCUAGACAGCUCGCCAAUCUAUCACAGGACAGAUAACCUCGCCUUUGGAAUAACACCAGAGAACUCAUAAACAGGGGACAGGGAGAGGGACCACAGCAGGUUUGAACCCAGAACCUUUUUUACUAUGAACAGCUGCACCACCAUGCUGUCCACAUGGCUGCAUAGUAAGUAGUCACUUUGCUUCCUUUUCAGUCCGAGAGUCUUCCUUCUUUUACAUGUUUAUGCCCGCAGGAGCUUUUUGUCUCAUGCUUUGAGGUAUUUCUAAAAUACACCUUCCAGGCUGCAAGUCUCCAAAACAAAUAUUACUCGUAACAGUGUUAUAAAUGUUUAAAUGUUGACAACGCAGGUUAAAAUUACUGCAUGAAAACGCUCAGACGGUACAUCUAUGUUUUGAAUUGACACCUUUACCCUUAUUAUGCGGCGCAAGACUCACUGCGCGUGCGUGAAUCCGGGUCUAGCGCGCGCCGUUGUCCGGUGCUGCAGCAGCAGCAGGAGCAGCAGUAGUAACAACGUGAGAAGAGCGCGUGCUUCCACUGGAGACGCUUCACAGCAGAGGAGAAGAAAGAAGCAAGACGAGACUUCUACUAUGUCUAAGUCGCCAACUUGUUGAUGUUGCCUCUGUAUUUUACUGCAGCCAUUCAGGAAUGUGAAGAUGCCACAUCCUGUCGACUCCCUCCCCACGGAAACUCUCAUCUCUAAAACCUUCUCCUUGGACUUCUUUUCUACCAGCGUAGGCCCCACAGAGCCCUACGCAGCGGAUGGCCUCAUCGCCAGCACCAGUAAUGUUGGCAACAUCAGCGGGAUAGGCAUCCCCCGCUGCACGUAUAAGGAAGACUUUAAACGUAUUUUACUCCCUGCUGUGUACACUGUUGUCUUUCUGCUCGGCCUUCCUCUCAAUGCUGCUGUCAUACUGAAGAUAUGGAGGACGAGGCCCAAUCUGUCCAAGAACAACAUCUAUAUGCUCAACUUGGCCAUAGCCGACUUUCUGUAUGUGAUGUCACUUCCCCUGCUCAUCUACAACUACGGCAGUCAUGACUACUGGCCCUUUGGGGAGCUUGCUUGUAAGCUGGUCAGGUUUCAGUUCUACAGUAAUUUGCAUGGCAGCAUCCUCUUUCUCACCUGCAUCAGUGUGCAGCGCUACGUGGGCAUCUGCCAUCCUCUGGCGAUGUGGCACAAGCAGGGUGGUCGCAGGAUGGCGUGGUGUAUCUGCGCGGGGGUUUGGUUGGUGGUCGCCAUCCUGUGUGCGCCAACUUUUCACUUCGCUGCAACAGGAAUCCAGCGCAACCGCACAGUGUGCUACGAUUUAAGCACGCCAAAGCGUUCAGUGGACUAUUACCCUUACGGUAUGACUCUGACCUGCCUUGGGUUCUUGGUUCCUUUUAUGGGUGUGAUGGUGUGUUACUGCCGGAUGGCCCACAUCCUCUGCCGCCCAGUGUCAUACCAGGGGGUCACGAUGGCAACCGGGGAGAAACGGGAAAAGGCGGUGAGGAUGAUCAUUGUGGUGGCAGCAGUGUUCUGCAUAAGCUUCCUGCCAUUUCAUCUGACCAAGACCAUGUACCUGGUGAUACGCACCCUGCCUGGUGUGCCCUGCGAGACCAGAAACUUGUUUUCAAUCAUCUAUAAGAGCACCAGGCCAUUUGCCAGCAUGAACAGCUUUCUGGACCCUAUUCUGUUUUAUUUCACCCAGCCGCGAUACCGCAGGAGCACCAAGAGGUUUAUGCUGAGAGUCACCACUCUCAGGGACAAGGGCACCAGCGUGUGAGCAAAAAAGAAAUCAUAUACUGCAUCAGUAUUUCUUAAAGCCUUGUUGGUGCACCACUGGCGGAUCCUAGGAUGCUGCAAAGUCCUACAUGUAUUGGUUGCUGAGUUUCUUUAAAUGCUUUUCCCCAUGUUGCUGUACCUGUAUUGCUGCUCCUAAAGCACUGUAACAAAGAACUGUACCCUCCUAAGAGUCUAAAAAAUUUAGAGGCACUCACUUAUCAAGAGGCCUUCUGAAAAUCAUAUACUUCUAGUUAGUUAGUCUACUAGUUGUGUCAUCUUGAAUUGGCAUUACCCAUCACACACUAUGAGUGUAUUUUAUUGGGGGAAUUCAAGCAUUUUGGACGCUUGUCAUUGACAUUCUUGAUUCUGUAUUGUCUUUAUUUAAUUUUUUUGUGGCUGAGGAAUACUGUAACAUGUACUGAGUGUAUCAUCAGCAGACGAAGGCAUUCAUAUCCUGAAUUGUCCCCUUUAUGUGUGAAAUGUUUGCUCUCAGUCUCCACUGUGCACUGGGUAGUAGAUGAGAAACUUAUUUCUUUUUUUUUGUAAAUUAUUUUUAAUUUUUGUUUCACACUGUGAAGUGCACAGUAGGGUUUUUUCCCACUCCAGUAGAUCUCAACAGGUUGUAUGGGACUUUGCAUGGAAGAUGAUUUUUAGAUAUGUGUGAUGUGGAAGUGGAGAUAUACAUGGUGAAAGAGAGGAGGACAGAACAAUUUUGGGAUAAAAUCACAGUGGGACUUGCUCAAAGUGACUGUAAACGUUUAUGACUGCAUGUUGGAACUGCAUGAAGUACCUGUGUGUGAAAAUGAACUGGUACUGAGGAGAAACAAACACAGAACUGCAAAAACAUAGCAGUUGAAGUAAUGAGAUCAAGAUUGAAAAUGUAUAAUGUGUGUGCAUUUUUAUAUCAAAGUAGUAUAGUAUUAUACUUUCAUAUGAAGGUUUACACAGUUUUUUUCCCUUUAUAAAUGACAUGUCUUCUCAAAAUUAUCCAAGUUCUAGAGCUUGUUGUUGCAUGUUUUCACCACUGGAUGGUGUGUGCACCCCCCUACUGUAACACUGCUGCACUGAAAUAUUGGCUCUGUGUUUUCGAAAUAGAAUUUCUCAUUAACAUAUCAUCCAGUAAGAAUUAUAUUUUAUUUACAACACUUGGGGGCAAACAGAUGCCAACAAAACUGUACAGUAUAUAUCCAGCUCAUAGCACGCAAAAUAUGCCAUCAGUGCACAUUUAAGGAAGGGAAAAAAUGCAGUUUAUGGAUCCUAAGGCAGGGUCUACACAACCCUGCACUUUUCCACUUCCUGUGAGUGUGUGAAUCAUUUUUCCACGAAAUAAGGAUUUCUGUUCCAAUACAUCACCUCUGUUGGUGGAUGUUAGGUGUUGUACAGAUGAUAAAGACAAAAUAAUAGGCAAUGGAGACCGUUAUGAAAAGAGGUACUCUAGAGUGCAUGUGAACUGUGUGGUACUGGAGGGAAUUUUCAUUCAUAAACUUCCCUCUGUUGUUUUUAUGGAGUCAUACCAAGUAACUGAAUUACUAAGUUUAUUAUUUGGUUAUCUUAAAUGUUCAUGAAAUGAACAAACAUGCAUUGUAAAUGGCCAUACUGAUGUUUGUAGUAACUGCAUUGCGCUGUUGAUCUGAUUUUGUGUCGCACUUACUAUUAACAUCAAAUGAAACCUGAUUAGAAAAUGUGCCUGAGGUGGAUAGUUUCAUGUUGAAUGUGUUAAUUUAAGUAAUCCAGUAUCUCUUAAUCCAAAAUUUACACCAGGCUCUCCCAAACUCAAGAUCAAGAUGUCACAAGGACCUCUCUGAUUUGACAAUUUGAAAUUCUGACAUUACUGACAUUACUAGAAGAAUCCUUCUAAAUUCAGAUUUUUACAUUUAGGCAGCUUUACUACCUAGAUCGUUCAAAUUUACAACUAUAGUUUUGAGUUUUGCACCUGUGAGGAAAGAACUGUUGUGCAUAUUGGGUCAAUGUGAACAUGUAAUUUCCAUGCAUUUUAGAUGUAGUGAACAUUCUGACCACAAUGUGAAGUUAAAAAUGUUAAGAACAUCAUACUGUGUGUAUUUCUAUAUAGCAUACAUUUUCAAUAAUGUAGUAAUGUACUGUACACCAUGCUCCUGGCUUUAGCAAAGAGUGACUACACAGACUUGUUUUUGUGUCUAUGGUCAAAUAUUUGUCAUAUCUAAUUAGAAUUUUUUCCCCUCUCAACUAAUUGUCUGAAACGUGUUGUGUGUGGUCAGUUUAGAGAGAUCCAGAUGUCUGUUUACUGUGCCAACAUGUUUGUGUCUGUCAGUAUUACUUAGAAGAAGAUUUUUGUAAAAUACUUUAAACCAGAAAUAGAAUUUUAUUUUUGUUACAUAUAGAUGUUGAUAUUGAUGAAAAGUAACAUUUGUUUUUAACAUUUUAUAGUGUUUUUUUAAUUGCCAUGCAGAGUCCUUGAGUUGCUUGUGAAAAUGUUUUGGUUGUUGUCGUUAUGGAAAACUAACUGAAAGCAGACAUUAAAAUAGUCAUGCAAACAA